Molecule: messenger RNA, 4445 nt
Organism: Fusarium odoratissimum NRRL 54006
Lineage: Eukaryota; Fungi; Ascomycota; Sordariomycetes; Hypocreales; Nectriaceae
Exons: 6
Coding region: 317-3595 (1092 amino acids)
Biological process (GO): proton transmembrane transport; NADPH regeneration
Cellular component (GO): mitochondrial inner membrane
Molecular function (GO): NADP binding; NAD binding
Source: RefSeq, a predicted model, not a curated record
AGUGGACCAAGCCCCUCUUCCCGGGGCGGCUAAUAGAACCCCGGGAGAAACUGUAGGGUCCAAGGAAGCUCCAGUGGUGGGCUGCGGGAGCUGGAGGAACGGGGGGUACCCGACAACCUAACACAUGACACAGAGACAAUAACGCAACCCCUCGAUUGUUUUGUCUUGUUUUUAUUCCCUCUCUUUUGGAAUUCCUCACGUUUGACUGUUUUGUCGCUUUUUGGAUACACAGGCCUCAAGAGUUCGGCACUUGAGGUGACGGAGCUAAGCGAUCCACUCGUUCCGGUCUCGCAAUCGCUCUCAUGAUUCUUUAAUCAUGGCAACCCAAAUGCUUCGCCCGCUGGCCUCGUCCGCGGUUCCAGCGUCAGCUUCCGAGCUGUGCGCCUCGUCCUUCUUUCUACAGAAGCAAUUGAAAGGGUAUCGAGUUCAAGAUGUCCUCUCUCGUCGCAAGCAAUGGCACAGCACCUUGAGAGCUUCGCCUCGACAGCAUGCUCUUGUCGCAGACGUCUCCAAGCCCCUCGCAUUGAUCCGCCAUGCUUCUGCGCCUCCUCGCAAAUAUUCCACCGUGGUCCUUCCCAAGACAACUCCCUAUGAUCAUCUUGUCGUUGGUGUUCCAACCGAGAUCUUCCCUGGAGAGCGCCGUGUAGCUCUUACGCCUGCCAAUGUUGCACUCCUUAAGAAAAAGGGCUUCAAGCAGGUUCUUGUUGAACGUGGUGCUGGUACAUCUGCUGAUUUCCUCGAUGCCGCCUAUGAAAAGGCCGGCGUAACUCUUGUCAAUGGUCCCAAGGAAGUCUGGUCCAACUCAGACAUUGUUCUCAAAGUUCGUGGUCCUGGUCUUGAAGAGGUUGAGUCCAUGAAAGAAGGCCAAACCAUCAUUUCAUUCCUCCAGCCCGCUCAGAACAAAGAACUCGUCGAAAAGAUUGCCGCUAGAAAAGCUACCAGUUUCGCCAUGGACAUGAUUCCCCGUAUCUCUCGAGCUCAGGUCUUUGAUGCCCUCAGCAGUAUGGCCAACAUUGCCGGUUACAAGGCUGUUCUCGAAGCGUCCAAUGUCUUUGGCAGAUUCCUCACUGGUCAAGUCACUGCUGCUGGAAAGAUUCCUCCCUGCAAGGUUUUGGUUAUUGGUGCUGGCGUUGCUGGCUUGAGUACUAUUGCUACUGCUCGUCGUAUGGGUGCCAUUGUCCGUGGUUUCGAUACUCGAUCUGCUGCUCGCGAACAGGUUCAAUCUCUUGGAGCCGAAUUCAUCGAAGUCGAACUCCAGGAGGAUGGAUCUGGAGCUGGUGGAUACGCUAAGGAAAUGAGCAAGGAAUUUAUCGAAGCUGAAAUGAAGCUGUUUAAAGACCAAGCCCAGGAAGUCGACAUCAUCAUCACCACUGCAUUGAUCCCUGGAAAGCCUGCCCCGAAACUGCUCAAGAACGAUAUCCUCGAUGUUAUGAAACCUGGAAGUGUCAUUGUCGAUCUGGCUGCUGAAGCUGGAGGCAACUGUGAAGCUACCAAGAAGGGUGAAUUGGCCGUUUACAACGAUGUCAAGAUUAUUGGAUACACUGAUCUUCCCUCUCGUCUGCCAACUCAGUCCUCGACUCUCUACUCCAACAACAUCACCAAGUUCCUGCUCUCAAUGGCCCCUGAACCCAAGGCUUUCGGCAUUGAUCUAUCAGAUGAAGUCGUCCGAGGUGCAAUCGUUACCCAAGAAGGAGAUAUUCUGCCACCCGCCCCUCGCGCAGCACCUCCUCCUCCACCCGUAAAGGCCGAGACAGCCGAAGUGACCCCUGAACCUGUAGCUCUGACUCCCUGGCAAAAGAAGACUCGUGAAGUUGCUGGUGUCACCGCUGGUAUGGGUAGUAUCUUGGCUCUUGGAAAAUGGACCAGCCCUCUUCUCAUGUCGAACGCUUUUACAUUUGCUCUGGCUAGUCUUAUUGGAUAUCGUGCUGUCUGGGGUGUUGCUCCUGCGCUUCACUCUCCUCUGAUGAGUGUCACCAACGCUAUUUCCGGUAUGGUCGGUAUUGGUGGUUUAUUCAUUCUUGGAGGUGGAUUUCUGCCCGAGACUAUUCCUCAAGCUUUUGGUGCCCUGAGUGUUUUGCUGGCUUUCGUCAAUGUUGGAGGUGGUUUCGUAAUCACCAAGCGUAUGCUGGAUAUGUUCAAGCGACCUACCGACCCCCCCGAGUACCCCUGGCUCUAUGCAAUUCCUGCUGUUGUUUGUGGUGGUGGAUUCGUGGCUGCUGCAUCAACUGGUGCUGCUGGUCUUGUUCAAGCCGGUUAUCUUGUCAGCUCUGUUCUCUGCAUUGGUUCCAUCUCCAGUCUUGCUUCCCAAGCCACUGCUCGCAUGGGUAAUGCUCUUGGUAUUCUUGGUGUCGGUACAGGUGUGUUGGCCAGUUUGCUCGCUGCUGGCUUUACCCCUGAAGUCCUCACUCAGUUUGGUGGUCUUGCCGCACUCGGUACCAUCGCUGGUAUGCUCAUUGGAAAGCGAAUCACUCCUACCGAUCUCCCUCAGACUGUCGCCGCUCUUCACUCUGUGGUUGGUCUUGCUGCCGUCUUGACCAGUAUCGGUAGUGUCAUGGCAGACGUGAUGGAUCCGUCAACUCUCCACCUCGUUACAGCCUACCUUGGUGUCGUUAUCGGUGGCAUCACGUUUACCGGAUCCAUCGUCGCGUUCCUCAAGCUCGCCGGCAAGAUGACGUCUAAGCCAAAGAUCCUGCCUGGACGACAUAUCAUCAACUCAGGAUUACUCGCAAGCAACGCAGCCACCAUGGGAGCUUUCAUCACAAUGGCCCCAGGAAGCCCCUUGAUUGCAGCGGGAGCACUUGCUGGAAGUACUGUUUUGAGCUUCAUCAAGGGAUACACCACCACAUCUGCCAUUGGAGGUGCUGACAUGCCCGUCGUCAUCACUGUUUUGAACGCAUACAGUGGCUUUGCUCUUGUCGCCGAGGGUUUCAUGCUUGAGAACCCCCUUCUUACCACUGUUGGAGCCUUGAUCGGUGUAUCCGGUUCAAUUCUAUCGUACAUCAUGUGCGUCGCCAUGAACAGAUCACUGACAAACGUUCUCUUUGGAGGUCUGGGCACGCCAACUGCUGUACAAGAGUUUAAACCUCAGGGAGAAGUUACCCAGACUUCUGUAGAUGACCUUGCUGAUGCACUUCUCAACUCUGAAAAGGUCAUUCUCAUUGUUGGAUACGGUAUGGCUGUUGCAAAGGCUCAAUACGCCAUCUCAGACAUUGUUCAGACUCUUCGAUCCAAGGGUAUCACUGUCCGUUUCGCUAUUCACCCUGUCGCAGGCCGCAUGCCUGGUCAGUGCAACGUUCUUCUCGCUGAAGCCAGUGUGCCAUAUGACAUCGUCCUGGAAAUGGACGAGAUCAACGACGACUUUCCCGAGACUGACCUGGCCGUCGUCAUCGGCGCCAACGAUACCGUCAACCCUAUUGCUCUGGAAAAGGGCAGCUCUAUUGAGGGUAUGCCUGUGCUGCAUGCCUGGAAAGCCAAGCAGGUUGUCGUCAUGAAGAGAGGCAUGGCCAGUGGUUAUGCUGAUGUUCCAAACCCCAUGUUUUACAUGCCCAACGCAAAGAUGUUGUUUGGAGAUGCUAGAGUGACGUGUGAAGGUUAGUAAUGCGUCCAGUUUCCAAACUCAGCUGACAUUUUAGCUAUCAAAUCUGCAAUCGAAGCAAAGUCGUAGAUCGUGAGGAUUUCCUAUGUAGUUCGUAUAAGAGAAGAAUCUGAAAGACCAUACAUAGAGUGCACAUUUUCUAGAUCUUAUACCAUGUUCAGCUGUAGAAAUAGCAGCUCAUCUGAAUUCAAUGCCCUUGGGUUUCUCGAUUGAACCUCUACGCAAAUUUAUGUACACUUGACCACUCAUCCUCAUGCCCGAGGCGCCGCCACAGGCUCCCAUGCUGAGAUCUUGGACUUGGAACUAAAACGGUCAGAAUUUUGCCUCCUACGAAAUGCGUAACAUACGUGUUGUAAGUCUUGAAAGCGCCACGGGUCUGGGUAAAGUUGGGGAUGGCGCGUGACGGCUCAAAGGCUCGGACACCAACUUGUAGUAGAGGAUCCUCGGUAGGAGGCUUGUCGACGCUGUAGCUGAUCCAGGCGUGCCAUCCGGGCUCAAUGUGAGCGGCGUCGUAAUCGUGCUUGGCGUACUCGACCCAGCGUGUUCGGAGGGGGAGUUCCUCGUUGUUCUCGAAGAACUUGUUGCCGGCGCGAUCGGUGCCAAUCAGACGACCAGCCUUGGUGUCACCUGCGGAUGUACAUACCAGCAUCUGGACAAAGUAGUCCUGCUCGAGUUAGCAUUGGCUCGUUGACGGUUGAUGGCAGACAUACCUUGAUUCCAACCUUUCGCAGGUUGGACAAUGUUCGUGAGAUUGUCGACAUGAUGGCGGUUGAGCGACAAUUGACCUCAGCGGGAUGGUUGUUGAUAGCUCGUCAAUGAUGGGAGGUUUGAAGAUUACCGCGGAUCAACC